Molecule: messenger RNA, 861 nt
Organism: Kwoniella botswanensis
Lineage: Eukaryota; Fungi; Basidiomycota; Tremellomycetes; Tremellales; Cryptococcaceae
Exons: 7
Coding region: 1-861 (286 amino acids)
Biological process (GO): deoxyribonucleotide catabolic process
Molecular function (GO): 5'-nucleotidase activity
Source: RefSeq, a predicted model, not a curated record
AUGUCAGACGUAGAAACUAUCUUGGCUAGUGGGAUGACCACACCGUCAAAGAGGGGAUGGAAAGGUACGAUCGCUGUCGAUAUGGAUGAUGUUCUAUGUCAAACAAACGCUACGAUAGUACAUAUGCACAACGAACUAUUCGAUACUCAACCUCCAUUGACUUUGGCUGAUUUUAAGAAUUACUUAUAUUGGAUGAACAGAGGAUGGGGCACGCCGGAGGAGACAGUUGGAAUGGUUGCAAAAUUGUAUCAAGGUGGUUUAUAUAUGCGAGCACCGCCUGUUCAAGGAGCUAAAGAGGGUUUGCGACGUCUGAAAGAGCUAGGGUAUAAUCUGAUAAUCAUAACAGCCAGAUCGGAAAAUCAGAGAACAGGGACAGAAGAUUGGAUAGCCGAAUAUUUACCUGAUAUAUUCGAUGAGAUACAUUUCACCGGCGCGUUCCAGCAUCUUGAACCUACUCGAGAAGAGAAAGAGGGUCAUGUAGCUAGGAAAGCGGUGGUAUCGCAUCAUAAACGAUCGAAAGCUGAGAUAAUACAUACCACCUCAUCAUUAUUCCUUAUUGACGAUUCCUCCGAAAACGCCUAUGACGUUUCGACUUCGACCUAUCCGCACGAAGGGCCUACGAAGGUAUUGCUAUUUGGUGAUUAUCCAUGGAACGCCAUUGUCCACGAUCCAUCCGAGAAGUCGCCGAUAGAAGGCAUGACUUUUCAUGAGAAGCAAGAGAAAGGUUUGUUGGACGAGUACGAGAGGUUGAGAGAGCAGAGGAUAAAAGAUGGUUGGUUACCUCCUGGUGUGGAAAGGGUUGGGGACUGGGAAAAGGUGGUAGAGUGGGUGGAGAGGUUCGAUAAAGCUAGACAAGAGUAA